Molecule: messenger RNA, 648 nt
Organism: Cuscuta europaea
Lineage: Eukaryota; Viridiplantae; Streptophyta; Magnoliopsida; Solanales; Convolvulaceae
Source: the annotation of a GenBank genome assembly
AGGAUCCACUCACCCGGUCGGGCAGCAGACUUACCCGGUCGGGCAGGCUCGGCAGAACGGCGCUCCACAGCGCGGGCGAGGACGUGGGCGCGGCAGAGGCCGCGGAGGCAGGGGGCGUGGCCGAGGACAGCAGCAGCAGGCAUAUUGGUUCCCCCAGGGGCAUCCAGUUUAUUACCCCGGAGGGGGUGGGCAGCCGAGUACUCCUGCAGGGGGUGUGACAUCUACGGGUACUGUUAUUUGUAAUUCUGCUGUGUCACGUUUAAAUAUUAAUGCUUUACCUAUCUGUGUUACUAACAGUAGUCAUACAGGCUUGCCAUCAGACGGAGGUAUUCUCGGAUCUGUUCCCCAUCAUGCUGUCUGUCAAAUUUGUUUUUCUGCAGGUCAUUCUGCCAUUAACUGUCCUUCUCGUUUCACACAACCGACGUCUCCUGCUCUGUUGACUACUCCCGGUGACACUACUCCUGCUCUAUGGUUUCCUGAUUCAGGAGCUUCUGCUCAUAUGACUGCAUCUGAAGGACAAAGCAACGGGGGCAAUACUUCUGCGAGCUACUAGUAGUGGACCACUUUAUCCUCUCCAUCUGCCGUCUGCAUCACCAUUAGUUUUUGCUUCCGUUUUAGCUUCUGGCCCUGUGUGGCACCGUAGAUUAG